Trichoderma harzianum CBS 226.95 is the source of this 1664-nucleotide messenger RNA. RefSeq lists its product as hypothetical. NCBI's taxonomy places the organism in Eukaryota, Fungi, Ascomycota, Sordariomycetes, Hypocreales, Hypocreaceae. The coding region runs from base 222 to 1181 and encodes 319 amino acids. The record is from RefSeq and is a predicted model, not a curated record. Gene Ontology annotation, molecular function: protein binding. The transcript is spliced from 4 exons.
GUUGACUUAUUUUACUAUUUUCAUCAAUUCAUAUUUGCCAUCUUUUUAAAGCAUCACUGUAAACUGCACCAGCUGCACCAUCUCCACUGCGAGCUUCGUCUUCUACUGAAGCUUCUACCCCACACUCCUCUCCCAUUACCGUCACACCUAUUUCAUCACCUCACACCCCAUCCUCUCCAUCUCACAGCCCUCCAUAUCAAAAAGAGCAAAUCUCAGCAAAGAUGGCUUCCGAUCUAGACACCCUAAUUGACAUGGGCUUUGAGCGGGCUCGGGCUGAGCUCGCCGUCAAAAAGUCCGGAGGACUACAGGGAGCUCUGCAGUGGCUAGAAGACAACCAGGACAAGUCACUCGAGGAGAUUCAAGCUGCUCAGGCCGCGGCCCAAGAUGACGACGAGGACGAGGAUGAGACCAAGGCAAAGAUUGCCGAGCUGGAAACAGGCCAGUCCGCCAAGUCUCUCAUCUGCAACGAGUGCGGGAAGCGGUUUAGAAACCACGAUUUGGCCAGUUUCCAUGCCAGCAAGACUGAGCAUACAGACUUCUCCGAGUCAACGGAGGAAAUUGCGCCUUUGACCGAGGAGGAGAAAAAGGCAAAGCUUGAGGAGCUGAGAGAACGACUCAAGGCGAAGAAAGCUUCUCGGGCUGACCAAGACAAGGAGGAUGCAAAGCGUAACGAGAAAAUUCGACAAAAGUCUACAAAGGAGACUCAAGAAGCAAAGGAAGAGCUGGCCCGCAAGGAGCAGAUCAAGGAGGCUAUGCAAAAGCGCAAAGAGAAGCUCGAGGAGGCCGAAGCCAAGAAGCGCAUCAAGGCCAAGAUCGAAGAGGACAGAGCCGAGCGCCGCCGCAAAGCCGAGGAAGCAAAGGCUGCUCGUGAAGGCAGAGCGCCUGAGGCUGCAUCUUCAUCGUCCGCUGCUCCCGUUGCUGCAGCUGCACCCCCACGACCCAAGGCAGAUCACACGGAGGCGAAGCUGAAGCUGCAAACAGACUCGGGGAACAUCAUGAAGACGCUGCCGGCAGAGACGACGCUGUUUGAGCUUGCGCAACAGCUGCAGAGCGAGACUGGCACGCCAGUGACGACAUUUACGACAACAUUUCCCAGGAAGACAUUCCAAGGAGAUGUGGACAUGUCCAAGACGCUCAAGGAAGCAGGACUCGUGCCUUCAUCUGUGCUCAUUGUAAAAUAGACUGGCAUAGUCUUCUGUACUAUAUCAAGGCAAGGUACGAGAAGGGAUACAAAGCUGCGGCGAUGAAACAAGCAGCCUUGGGAUGGACGCAAUCCGCUUUAAUCUUGAGCCAAGGGUAACAUUCUCGAGCGCUUUCGUCAGUAGAUAUAGCGUCCGUCAUUACGGGGACUCCCAAUCUCGAGCAGCUCGGGCCCCAUUUGCGCAGUUUCACAGCAAAUAGGCAAUGGAUGCAUGCACGUGCAAAAAUUCAAGAUUUGUCAAAAAAUUUCUUUUUGUUCUUCCCAAGUCAUUUAAUUGACUAUUUGUCCCCUCCCCGCGUGAACUCCGUCGUGUGAGAGCAUUCAUCAUAUUAUCCUUAUGAACGAAGCUACUCUGCCCAGGACGCAGGAUAUAGGCGCCCACUCCAUCCUGUAUGCAUCCAUCGAUGUGUAUAAAGACCCCGAAGUGCCAUGCAGUUGAAGUACAAAGAAGCAAGAGAAAAAA